AUGUCAUCUGGAAAGAAGAAAGGGUUCAAAAUAGAACCCUUCAAGCACCCGGUGAAAAUGGAUCCAAGCUACGGAGAGAAAACCUGGAAGGUGCUUGAGGAUGCCAUUCACGAGAUCAACAAUCACAAUGCCAGCGGCCUUAGCUUUGAGGAGCUCUACAGGAAUGCAUACAACAUGGUCAUCAACAAGUUUGGGGACCGGCUGUACAAUGGCCUUGUAGAGACGGAGACGGCGCACCUGAGGCAGAUUGCUGCCAAGGUGGAGGCAGCACAAGGGGAGGGCUUCCUCAAGGAGCUCAAGCUCCGAUGGGAGCACCACAACAAGAGCAUGCAGAUGGUCAGGGACAUCCUUAUGUACAUGGACCGCAUCUACGUGAAGCACCAGAACAAGGCGCCGGUGACGCAGCUGGGGUUGGAGUUGUGGCGCGACUGCGUGGUGCGGCGGCGCGGCAUCCGCGACAGGAUGCUGGGCAUGCUGCUCGACCUCAUCCAUCGCGAGCGCACCGGGGACAUCGUCGAUCGAGCUCUCCUCCGAGCUGUCACCACCAUGCUUAUGGAUCUAGGCGCCAAUGUAUACUCGGAGGACUUUGAGCAGCACUUCCUCUUGAAGGCAGCCGAGUUCUACCAGAUGGAGGCGCAGGAGUACCUGGCCAGCAGCACGUGCAGCGACUACCUGCGCAAGGCGGAGCGGCGGCUAGCAGAGGAGACGGAGCGCACCUCAAACUACCUGGACCCCUCCUCAGAACCCAAAGUCACCCGCGUCGUCGAGAACGAGCUUGUCAAGAAGCAGAUGCGGGCGCUGGUGGAGAUGGAGGAGUCGGGGCUGGUGCCCAUGCUGGUGGGGGACCGCUACGAGGACCUGGGGCGCAUGUACAGCCUGUUUAGGCGCGUGGAGGGCGGCCUCGAUCUCAUGCGCGGCGUUCUGGGUGACCACGUCAAGGAGACCGGCCGCAAGCUCAUCUCCGACCCCGAGCGCACCAAGGACCCCGUCGAUUUCGUCCACAAGCUGCUCGAAGAGAAGGACAAGUACGACAGGAUUAUCGGCGCUGCUUUCAACAACGACAAGUCGUUCCACAACGUGCUCAACACUGCAUUCGAGCACUUCCUCAACCUGUCGCCGCGCGCCCCCGAGUACAUCUCCCUCUUCAUGGAUGACCAAUUACGAAAGGCGCUGAAGGGCAGCAAUGAGGAUGAUGUGGACGCGACAUUGGACCGGGUGAUGAUGCUGUUCAGAUACCUCCAGGAGAAGGAUGUUUUUGAGAAAUACUACAAGCAGCACCUGGCCAAGCGCCUGCUGUCUGGCCGAGCGGUGUCGGACGAGGCGGAGCGCAGCCUGCUGGUGAAGCUGAAGACGGAGUGCGGGUACCAGUUCACGAGCAAGCUGGAGUCCAUGUUCACCGACAUCAAGACCAGCCGCGACACGAUGCAGGACUACAAAGCCAGCCGACGAGCCGCAUCCUCCUCAGCCGACGACGCCGACAUUGACCUCUUCGUGCUGACGACGGGGUCAUGGCCGACGCAGACGGCGGCCAAGUGCAACCUGCCCCGCGAGCUGGAGCGCUGCUGCGAGGAAUUCAAGGCCUUCUACCUCGCCUCCCACUCCGGCCGCAAGCUCUCCUGGCAAACCAACAUGGGCCAUGCCGACAUGAAGGCGAGCUUUGGCGAGAAGCGGCACGAGUUGAACGUGAGCACAUACCAGAUGGUGAUUCUGCUGCUCUUCAACGAGGCCGACAGCCUCAGCUACCGGGACAUCCUGGGCGCCUCCGGCAUCCCACCUGCCGACCUCAAACGCUCCCUGCAGUCCCUCGCCUGCGUCAAGGGCAAGAAUGUGCUGCGAAAGGAGCCCAUGAGCAAGGACAUCGGGGAGGCGGAUGUGUUCCAUUACAACGCGGGCUUCCAUUCCAAGUUCUACAAGGUCAAGAUCGGCACCGUCAGCGCGCAGAAGGAGACCGAGCCCGAGAAGCAGGAGACUCGCCAAAAGGUGGAGGAGGACAGGAAGCCGCAGAUAGAAGCGGCGGUGGUGCGCAUAAUGAAGGCGCGGCGAGUGCUGGACCACAACAGCAUCGUGGCCGAGGUCACGCGCCAGCUCAGCGCGCGUUUCCUGCCCAACCCCACCGUCAUCAAGAAGCGCAUUGAGUCCCUCAUCGAGCGCGAGUUCCUCGAGCGCGACCCCAAUGACCGCAAGCUCUACCGCUACCUCGCCUGAUCUGCCGCCGCCCCUAUUCUGGCGCGGCCUCCCGCGCCUGAUCUGGCGCGAAGUCCUGAUUUGGUUCGGCCCACCGGCCGCCAGAACAGGCAUCGGCGUCCGCUCAGCCGCCACAUCAGCGCCCGGCUGGUGCUCGUGUGUGGGCCAUGCAGCGAGGCCUGCUUCGGCCGCCACCGAGCUGGCGGCGGCGGCUCUUUGCGGCUGGCAGAGGUGGUCAGAGGCUGUUGAGCAUGUGACAGCUCAGGCCGUGGGCUGUGCGAUUGGCCUCUUGUUGCGUUGGGGUCUGUAGAGCGGGGUCUGCUUUUCUCUUAAGUUGAAGCUAGCACCGCUGGUCAGAGAGUGGUUCUGGUGUGAGGUCAGGCGCUGUGCCCUGAUGGUGCGCCUCAUGUUCCCUGGCCAUGUACUAAUGAGGGGUAAUUCCGUCCAGCAAGAACAACCUCUUCAGUGACUAGUGAGGUUGCUGAACAGCGCUUGCGGGCUGCUGCAGAGUCUGCAGUCAUGUAGCAAUAGGCGCAGGUUGCUGCAAUCAGGCAACAAUCGAUGAUGCACCGAUGCAGGAACUGGCUCAAACGUUUGAUGACAUGCGCCAGCGGGCGCACACUUAAUGACAUUGGAUGACUGUCUUCCCUGAAUGCUGCACAGCAGUUGCAAUGCUACGGUGCAUAUGUGGUCAUUGCAGUGAUCAAGGCCUGCUGCUCAUUCUGUACACGAGGCCAUAAAAAAAAUUUACACCGGACUUUCAGCUGCAGCUGCUGCAACCAUGCACAAGCCAUCCAUGUAAUUGAGCUGCACCUGAACACCACCUACAAGGACAAAGCUUACUACGUAAAUGUAUGUACUGAAUCACUGUUUGCCUAAUUGCGACACUGAAUCCAAGUUCUGCUGUGCAAUAGUCAGUCGUACUACUCUUGCACUUGCCAAACCUUAAGAAAGCAGCUGUCUAAGGCUCCACGGUAAAACAAAUGUAGACACGUCAUCAAUGCGAUUGUCUGCUCCUAUUGGAAACAUUGAUUGGGAUCAUGAUAAACUCUGGCAUGCAUGCUCGCAUGCAGAUUCACAAACACAGUGCACGCACCGCACCCCUGAACCUGGGCCCAAAUUGAACUUCACCCUCUGUCAAGCCCCACCACAUGCACCUUGACAAGUCUCACUCUUUUUGCACUUACUGUACGUACAUCAUCUCAACUCCACCUUCAGCCCUUUUGAACUUAGACAGGCACAGAACCCAUUGAUUUCCUUGUCCUUUGCUGACCCCAAAAUCCUGCUCGCAAGUCAUGCGUGCAUCAACAAACCGCCUUGGCCGGGCCAAUACUUUUGCUUCUGCGCUGGUGCAAAGUAGGAAAAUGUCACUAGCAGCAUCGUGCAGUUGAAGUCCUAGAGAAAAUACUCAUUCCAUUCGUGAUGCACAGAUCUGAGUGAUAUGUUGCAAGAAAAAGCCUAAGG
Molecule: messenger RNA, 3648 nt
Organism: Coccomyxa subellipsoidea C-169
Lineage: Eukaryota; Viridiplantae; Chlorophyta; Trebouxiophyceae; Coccomyxaceae
Product: Cullin-domain-containing protein
Exons: 16
Coding region: 1-2205 (734 amino acids)
Biological process (GO): ubiquitin-dependent protein catabolic process; protein ubiquitination
Cellular component (GO): cullin-RING ubiquitin ligase complex
Molecular function (GO): ubiquitin protein ligase binding
Source: RefSeq, a predicted model, not a curated record